AAUAAAACUUGUCAGUUGUGAGUUGUUACUGCUGUCAGUGUUGUUGUAUAUCUUGUGUUAGUAAUUAAUUUGACGAACUAAUAAUUUUUACUAUUCCUGACCAUUAGCAUAUACAAAUAAAACUUUAAAAAUGUAUUUAAGAUAUUACUUAAAUGAGAAUGGGGAUAGGCAGUACACUUUGGCGACUAUCGAUCCAUCAGGCAAGCCUACUUUGUCGGCACAUCCAGCCCGCUUCUCACCAGAAGACAAAUAUUCCAGACAAAGAAUAACAAUAAAGAAGAGAUUUGGCUUGCUCAUCACCCAGCAACCAGAGCCAAUUCAUUAAGUAUUUUAAGUGAUUUAUUAUUUAAGCCAAUAUAAUUAGGUUAAAACAAA
Danaus plexippus (monarch butterfly) is the source of this 375-nucleotide messenger RNA. It is a transcript of the gene Nop10, whose product is annotated as H/ACA ribonucleoprotein complex subunit 3. Gene Ontology annotation, molecular function: telomerase RNA binding; box H/ACA snoRNA binding. Gene Ontology annotation, cellular component: box H/ACA snoRNP complex; box H/ACA telomerase RNP complex. The transcript has 3 exons. The coding region runs from base 131 to 325 and encodes 64 amino acids. NCBI's taxonomy places the organism in Eukaryota, Metazoa, Arthropoda, Insecta, Lepidoptera, Nymphalidae. Gene Ontology annotation, biological process: positive regulation of telomerase RNA localization to Cajal body; snRNA pseudouridine synthesis; rRNA pseudouridine synthesis. The record is from RefSeq and is a predicted model, not a curated record.